UUACAGUAUGUUAAUUGGAGCGUCAGACUCAGGACUCAAAUCAUUUCAAGAUUGUAUGGGCUCAAGGCAGAUGCCGGCUCGGAUAUCUUCCGUGCUAUCAUCUACAUCCAGCUUCGCCGAACGAAUUCGUCAUUCUUCAACCUAGAAUGCCUAUAAAAUCCUAACUCACCACCAUAGAGACCUUGUCAAACCAUGCCCUCUCCAAAUCGUGUUUGGUUCAUUACCGGGACCUCUUCAGGCCUCGGCAAAGCUCUCACUGAUCUUCUUCUCGCCAAUGGAGAACGCGUUGUAGCCACUUGUCGUAACCUUACGACUCAUGAUGAACUUUCUACUCGUUACAAAGAUCAACUUCUUGCCUACAAGCUGGAUGUCACGAAGGAAGAUGAAAUCAAGUCCGCUUUUGCUGCUGGCAUCAAGAGGUUCGGUCGAAUUGACGUUGUAGUCAAUAACGCUGGGAUCGGACUCUUUGGCGAGAUAGAGGCAGUUCCGGAAGAAGACGCCAGGCAUAUAAUGGAGCUGCAGUAUUGGGGGCCAGUUCAUGUUAUGAAGGAGGCCGCUCGCAUCUUUCGCGAGGUCAAUCCUGCAGGAGCCGGCGGACGUCUCUUCAACGUCAGCACAGUCGGUGGUUAUCGAGCUAAUCCAACCCUUUCCUAUUAUUCCGCGAGUAAAUUUGCUCUGGAGGCAUCCACACAGUCUUUCCUUCAAGAGAUGCACCCUUCUUGGAACAUCAAAGGCUGCAUCCUCGAACCGGGAGGCUUCCGCUCAGAAUGGAGUGCCGGCCACAACUCCAAAACCAUUCCUCCGCAUCCUGCGUAUACGGAUCCUUCUAGCCCGAGUUCUAUGUUUAGACAAUUUCGCGACCAAAUUCCUCGUCUCGGUGACCCAGUCAAGAUGGCUAAAGCAGUCAUCCGACUCGCUGACCUUUCCGUUGGUGUACGCUCGGAGCUUCCGGGCCUAUGGAUUGGUGAAGGAGUAGAGAAGGUCGUUGCAGAACAUAGCAGUGCUCUACCGAGUUCACCCAUUGAGCUACCUCUCAGGGUUCAAUUGGGCUCUGAGUCGUUGUUCCUUGUGAGGAUGCAGGCACAAAAUACGCUGGAUGACGCGAAAAAGUGGGAGUGGGUUAGCCAUUCGACUAAUGCGGAUGAUAUGGAUGGAGAAAGCUUCGUGAAGAAAUAUCUAAUGGGCUCUCGUGGAUUUGAUGAUGUUGAUAAAGCAUUGUCGAAGUAGUACAUUACGACGCGCUAGUCACAACCCAGAUAUGAUCUCAUAUCGGACGACAGUGUUUUAAAAUUGAAAUAUUUUUCUGCUCAGAAUCCUGAUAGAAAUUAUACUAAGAACCCUUCUCUCAUUUCCCUCUUCAAAAACCUUAUUAGUGAGGCCGCGCCUUCAAGCUUCAGGCCU
Lentinula edodes (shiitake mushroom) is the source of this 1401-nucleotide messenger RNA. RefSeq lists its product as uncharacterized. The coding region runs from base 193 to 1227 and encodes 344 amino acids. The record is from RefSeq and is a predicted model, not a curated record. NCBI's taxonomy places the organism in Eukaryota, Fungi, Basidiomycota, Agaricomycetes, Agaricales, Omphalotaceae. The transcript has 3 exons.